GGUUUGCGAUUACCGGGCGCAGCCCCGAGGGAGGAGGGUGUGCUGCAGUCCCGGCGGCGGCGGUGGGAGCCGGAGGUGCAGCCUCCCAGGUGGGAGGCGGGGGCUGCGGGCGCAGGAAAAGGCGCCUGGGGAGCGGGCGCUCAGCGGGGCCUCCUCCGGCCCCGGGCGCGGCACGGCGAGGGGGAGUGAGCGCGCCGGGAGCACGCAGGCGCCCUGCUCCGGCUGGCCCUUGGCCGACGCGCGGCGCGGGAGCACCCGCAGCCCGCCCCACGCCCCACGCCCCCCGCAGCCCCGGGCCCCCGCGGCCGGCCGUCGGGAGCGGCCCCUCCGCCGUGAGCGCGGGCCGCCGGCCCGGAGAGUCCGCGGCGACAGCGGCGGGACGGCUACGGGGCCGCCCCCAGCGCGCCCUCCCGCCCGCGGCCGCUCGCAGUCGGCGCUGGCCCGGCCCGCGCGCCCCGCAGGCAGCCGGAGCGCGGCCUCGGCCUCCCCGGGAGCGUGCCCAGGGCCGCAGCCCGCGGGAGGAGGCGCCGGCAGCCGCGGGCGCUGACGGCGUCGCGGGGUGCUCCCGGGCGGCGGCGCGGCGGCGGCGGCGCAAGGGGCGGAGGCAGGGGGCGCCCCCAGCCAGGAUGCUGCGGUUCCUACGCCGGACCUUUGGCCGCCGCUCCAUGCAGCUCUACGCGCGGGGCGCGGCAGGGCGCGGGGCCGCCGGGCUGGGGGACGAGCGCGACGGGGGGCCGCGGGGGGGCCCGGCCGCCGCCGCCGCCUCCUCGCCGCUGCCCGCCGCGCCCGGGGGCAGCGUGUUCCCGGCCGGCGGAGGACCCCUGCUCACGGGCGGCGCGGCCGUGCACAUCUCCGCCGCCGGCGCCGCCAAGGCCACCCUCUACUGCCGCGUCUUCUUGCUGGACGGGACCGAAGUGAGCGUGGAUCUGCCGAAACAUGCCAAAGGCCAGGACCUGUUUGAUCAGAUCGUGUACCACCUGGACCUCGUGGAAACAGACUACUUUGGCCUCCAGUUCCUCGACUCUGCCCAGGUCGCGCACUGGCUGGAUCAUUCCAAACCCAUUAAAAAGCAGAUGAAAACUGGACCUGCUUAUGCUUUGCACUUUCGAGUUAAAUAUUAUUCUUCAGAACCAAACAACCUUCGUGAAGAGUUUACAAGGUACCUGUUUGUUUUACAACUCAGGCAUGACAUUCUUUCAGGAAAAUUGAAAUGCCCAUAUGAGACGGCUGUGGAAUUAGCUGCUCUCUGUCUACAAGCGGAGCUUGGGGAAUGUGAGCUUCCAGAACACACCCCAGAGCUUGUGUCUGAGUUUCGGUUCAUUCCAAAUCAGACAGAAGCGAUGGAAUUCGAUAUCUUCCAGAGAUGGAAAGAGUGCAGGGGAAAGAGCCCUGCCCAGGCGGAGCUGUCCUAUCUGAAUAAAGCGAAGUGGCUGGAAAUGUAUGGGGUAGACAUGCACGUUGUCAGGGGAAGAGAUGGCUGUGAAUAUUCUCUUGGACUGACCCCGACAGGCAUAUUAAUCUUUGAAGGAGCUAACAAAAUAGGCUUAUUCUUUUGGCCUAAAAUUACCAAAAUGGACUUUAAAAAGAGCAAAUUGACACUAGUGGUGGUGGAGGACGAUGAUCAGGGCCGGGAGCAGGAGCACACGUUUGUGUUCCGCCUGGACAGCGCCAAGACCUGCAAGCACCUCUGGAAAUGCGCAGUCGAGCAUCAUGCGUUCUUCCGACUGCGCACGCCAGGAAACAGCAAGUCGAACAGAUCAGACUUCAUCAGGCUGGGGUCCCGCUUCAGAUUCAGUGGGCGGACGGAAUAUCAGGCGACUCACGGGGCCCGGUUACGAAGAACCAGCACCUUUGAGAGGAAGCCUAGUAAACGCUACCCAUCCCGGAGACAUUCGACAUUCAAAGCAAGCAACCCGGUGAUAGCUGCUCAGCUCUGCUCUAAAACAAAUCCUGAAGUCCAUAAUUACCAGCCUCAGUAUCAUCCCAAUAUUCACCCCAGCCAGCCACGGUGGCACCCUCACUCUCCAAACGUCAGCUACCCGCUCCCUUCCCCAGGGCUCAGCAGCUCAGACCGGCUACCCUUCGGCAUCGAGGAGAACGGGGGCACGCCAUUCACUACCAAAGCUUCGGGGAGGCACCACCACCACCACCACCACCAGCACCAGCACCAGCACCAGCACCACGCAAACUAUGGCCUCUCGCUGACCCUGGAGAACAAGGAGGGGCCUUUGAGAUCCCCAAACUCCAGCAGUAAAUCCCUUACAAAACUGACUCCAGGAGCACCUGCCCUGUUCAGUGAGGCGGCCACGCAUCUAAAGAAGCUGGAACUGGACACUGUGAAGACUCCUGGACCCUGGCCUGCUCUGCACAUCAACAUCAAUAAGGUUGAAGAAAAAAAAGUUUCUGAGAAGACUCUUCAGACCCCACUCUUGCCUUCCCCUGUGGCUGAUCACGUGAAGUGUAACAUUUUGAAAGCCCAGUUGGAGAAUGCUUCCCGAGUGAGUGCCCAGGCUGGAAAGGAGGAAUCAACGUUUGUAAAUAUCAAUAAGAAAUCCAGUCUUCAGGACGCUAAUGUAAGAAGUCCUAUUCCUAUACGUGUGGAAACGGCCCAGCCAGCAGUGGAAAAGCCGGAAAUCAAGCCUCCCCGAGUGAGGAAGUUAACAAGGCAAUACAGUUUCAACCGCAGUGAUGAAGACGACCUCCCUCCAGAGCUGGCCGAGGCAGUCGGCGUGACCACCACCACCACCACCACCACCACCACGGCCGCCGCCACCACGCAGGUCUCGGCACCACUGGUGUCCCCCAAGGUCCACAAAGUCAGCUCGCCUCAGAAUUCAGAAGGCAAGAGCCCGCUGUCCCCAGGGGCCAAGAGCCCCUCUGACCGAGGAGGUGCCUUUACCUUGGAGCCCGGCGACCUCCUGAUGGAUUUCACAGAAGCCACUCCUCUGGCAGAGCCCGCCAGCGCCCCCCACUGUGCCCACUCUCGCUGCUCUCCUCCACUCUCUCUCCCCAUGAAGGAAGAGACCACUGGAGUUUGCAUGCACCCUCCAAUCAAAACGAGGCUGAUAAAAACAUUCCCGGUUGAUCCAGUGACCUCGUUUCCCGAGCCUUUCAUUGCAGGGCCGCAGUUUACCGCAGACUUUAGAGACAGUAAAUUACAGUGCUGCCCUGGCCAGUCUUCCCCGCUGAUCCCAGCCGUGACCCUGAGGCCUUUGACAGAGACCAUCUCCACAGUGCAGACCAUCUACACCACUCGGAAGCCUGUUUCUCUGGCAGCCAGUGCAGAGACGCUCCGGCAGGAACUGGAGAGAGAGAAAAUGAUGAAAAGACUGUUGAUGACCGAACUGUGACUUCUCCCCUCGCUGCCUGGAGGACGGCAUGGUGCCUUCUGUCAUUUUCCUUCUUCGGGCUUUGUGUGCUCACUCUAGCACAACAUGCAAAUGUGUGCUCUGCCUGCCCAGGUCCCCAUGGUUAGUUGAAGCCAACAUCUGGCUUGACUUUUAUUGGAAAAGUUAUUUAAUGUCUCCUGAGUAUUAGAGUUUUUCUUCUACUCAAUGUAGUGGAGACAGGAUUUGUAAGUCUUGGCGAAAAAAAAAAUGGAAAAAUGGGGAUUCCUUUUCAGAAGUACCUGUGUGUAUUCAUUGAUAACCACAGGGGUUACUAAGGCGCAGAAUCCUUUGCUAUCAAUCUCAAUCAUGUGAUUUUGUAAGAUUGAAACUUACACCAAGCUUUGACUGUUUGCUAAAGAGUCAUUUUUAAUGAGAGAAUAAUUCUUUAUUGCUGGUUUUUCAUUUACACUGGUAAAUACACAGAUCUUUUAAAGUCUUUAACAUUCAUUUUUAUUCAGACACGAGUAGGUGAACUAAAACGGAAAGUUGCAAUCACCAGGACUCGAGGUACUUCAGCUUAAUCUGAAACAUAAUUUCACUUGUGACUUUGUUAAAUACGAUAUUAUUUGGGAUACACAGAAUUUAUGAUCGGACCCAAAGUAGGAAAUUAUAGCUUAAAUUCUAAAAAUCCUUACAAGAUUAAGGUGAUUCAUUAUCAGGAUUCACUGGGGGUGUUCCAUAAAAGAGAAUUAUUUCUAAAGUUGAUCAAUUCCUAUCCUAUUGCUAGAACCUUGACCAGAAGAAACUCUGCUCUCUUUUUGUAAGUUUCCAGAAAUGUGUUUUUAAAUUUUUAUUAUGCACUUGAACAACUUUGCAGGAAUAAAGGAACCCCCUAGCCACAAACUAGCCCUCCAAAUUGUUUCCCAAGCUUUCUCAAUGAAUAUGCACACCUUUUUUACAGUGGUAGGAUCGGUGUGUACACACUCUUUGGUUGUACUUCUCCGCCUAACACAUAACUUCUCUUUUCAAUACAGAUCCUGCUCUCACCCAUUUAAAUGUCUUUAUAUCCUUAUAACAUGGUUAACCUCACUGCUCCCCAUUAUUAGAUAUUUGAGUUAUAUCCAAGUUUUCACUCUUAUAAAUAGUGCUGCUAUGAAUGUCUUUGUAAAAAAAUUACCCUUCCUUUGGAUUCUCCCCCCGGGAAUAUCUCCAAAGAGGGAUUGUGAGGUCAAAGAGCAUGAAGUAUUGUAUAACUCUUACUUUAUUGCCAGAUUGCUUUCUAGAAAGAUCCAAUCUUUGGGUUGGAAGGACCGUAAAGGUCAACCCCCUCAAUCCCCUCUGAAUGCUUGAACUCCUACAAUUUAUGAUGCCACCAGCAAUGUAUAAGCAUUUCUAUUUACCAGUAGCUCUGCCAGUAUUGGGUUUUGCCAUUUUAAUUUAUUUUUGCUUGUUUAAUAGGUGUGUACAGUUGUCCUUGAAAGGUUGUUUUAUUUCAUUAAUUGCUAGCAAGGCCGAGCACUUUUCCAUGUGAUGAUUUACUAGCUAUAUUUCCCUGUGUGUAAAAUGUCCAUCCAUUUCUUAAGACCGCUUGUUAAGUGGAACUGAUCUCAUAUAUUUGUAUCAGAACUGUAUUUUUAUGUUGUGUUGUAUAGUUUGCUCUCCUGUCCCUGUACUUAAAACUGAAUGGUGCCAAUAAUUUGAUACUAAUGAUUAUUUAAAAAGAGCAAUGCCUCAUUUACUAACAUUGUUGUAAAAGGAGGCAUGUAAGCAAAUAUUCAGAUCACAGAGGAUUAACCCCUGAAGUGCUGAAUCUUUAAAAUAUUAAUAUUUUUUGAGGGAAAUCUUUCUAAGCUGUAUUACAACUUCCCUGCCUUAGUAAACAGAGUAUACCGGAGAGUA
Molecule: messenger RNA, 5228 nt
Organism: Myotis myotis
Lineage: Eukaryota; Metazoa; Chordata; Mammalia; Chiroptera; Vespertilionidae
Gene: EPB41L4B
Product: erythrocyte membrane protein band 4.1 like 4B
Exons: 26
Coding region: 627-3350 (907 amino acids)
Cellular component (GO): cytoskeleton
Molecular function (GO): cytoskeletal protein binding
Source: RefSeq, a predicted model, not a curated record